UCCGCCUAAUUUUUCUUUGAUAACCUUUAGAGUUAGCAUAGGCGCCAAUAUUUAAAGUAUUUGUCACAUUUCGUGAAUUAGUUUCUUUUCUAAGAAAAAGUAUGGAUUGUAACUUGCUUACGGCCAAAUUGUCGCUGGGAGAUGGCAAGAAACUUUACAAGCGCAAAGAACACGCAAAGAUGGAGUACCUGGGCCAUACCCAGACAGCCACUUACAUGACUGGUCCUCGGCUAGGAGGAAGCAAUGCGCAAACAUUCCUACCAAGCAUUAGCACAAUGCAAUCCUCCUAUAAAGCCCAUGAUACAUACCCCGCCCCAUCACCUCUCAGGAGAUCCCUUACCACCCUACCAUGGCGGCCUAGCACAUACUACCAAACAGCCCGAGUCAACACAAGCUCAGCAUUAACAAGAAGUAUGCCAGAGCCAAUGUCAGCUAAGAAUCAACUGUCAGAAUUGGACAAUGUUAAGGUUCCACCAGUGUUUGCUGCAGCUAGGAAUGCCUUGUAUACUCGUUACACGCCUAACGAUUGGUAUAGUUCAAACCACAGUAACUACAUGGCUUCAGAUCGAGUAAGGAGUAGUGCCGAACGUCUUCGUCUUGAUACAGUUCGUCUAUGUAGAGAAACGGACGACAAAACCAAGAGGACCCAGAGUGAUGUUGGAAAGAGGUUAGGAGAGAGAAUUGGGGAUAUACAGUUCUGGAAGACGGAGCUCCACCAUGAGACCGACAACAUGAUCACCGAGAUCAAUGCCCUGCAAGAGGCCAAGCGAGUGUUGGAGAAGGCUCUGCAAGAAACAGAAAACCCUCUCCACAUUUCUCAAGAGUGUCUGUACCACAGAGAGAAGAGACAGGCUAUCGACUUGGUGCAUGAUGUUCCUGAGAAGGAACUGAUCAAGGAGGUGGAUCUGAUCAAACGCUGUCAAGAAAAGAUGAGGAACACCAUUGAGCGCGCCAACGUUCAACUCGGUCUGGACAGAGCAGCUCAACAUGAGUUAGAGAUUGAUUCAGCUGACAAAUUUGUAGCGAAUAGUUUGGAUGAAAAUUGCCAUGGAAUGCGCAAUUCUUCUCGUGGUAUUGCUUACCACAACGGCGUACAGAGAGUUGACAACACCGUGUCUGUGCCUGAGACAUGGGCUAAAUUUAGCAACGACAACAUCCAGCGUUCUCAGAGCGAGCGUGCUGCCUCCAAACAGAUGAGGAACGAAAUUGAAAGCGCACUCAACUCAUGUGCCAACGACAUGUGGCAGGAAUGGAACUCCGUCAAUGUUGCCUUGACCCAGCGCAUUGGAGAGUCCACUGAUGCUAGGAACAGGCUCCAGACCCAUUUGUCUAAGGUCCUCCAAGAGAUCUUCGACAUGGAGAAGAACAUUGAGCUGCUGAAGAAGGCUAUCCAGGACAAAGAGGCUCCAAUGCAGGUGGCUCACACCCGUUUGGACACUAGGAUACGUAGACCUAACGUUGAACUCUGCAGAGAUCCAGUACAACACAGGCUGGUUGAAGAGGUUGGCGAGAUCGGUGUGACUGUGGAUCACUUGCAGAACAAACUGCGCAUGGCCGAGAACGCCCUUCAGCAGCUUCUGCGCACCAAGGCCAGUCUGGAACAAGACUUGUCCAUCAAGAACAACAGCUUGUUCAUCGACCGCGAAAAGUGUCUGGGCAUGCGCAAAACAUUCCCAAUGUCACCACGUGUUGUUUCAGUCUAAAUUGCCAUAAACUUUAGUGGACCAAGUGAAUUAUGGAAUUGUUAUUUCAAUUGAACAAUGUUAUUUAUCAUCGGAUGGUUUAUGCAAGAUUUCUUUAUAAACAAAACCAGUAAAUAAGAUAAGCAACAUACGUUGGUACUGUUAACGGUUAAUACUUUCACUAUUAUCAUAAGACUUUGUUACUAUUCAGAGUGCAGAAUGUACUAACUUUGUCUUUCAGUAAGAAAUCAAUGUUUAUGUCUUGGAUAAACCAUGUGUAUACUGUACACACAACAGCGUUGUUGUCCAAGAACAGAACUCUUGUCUGUUGGGUUUGUCUCGGAUCAGUAUUGCACAUAUUACUAUUUAUAUUCCUGUAUAUAAUUACCGUUGGGUGAUGAUUCUGUCCACAUAUUCGUGUGUUUUGAUCAGUAUUAUAAUAAUAAAGGUGUGGUUACAUACAGCUGUGAUAACAUUAUAGGAGAUGAUACACCAUGUAUUGUUGUACAUUUUCCAACCAUUUUGAUAUUUCGUAACUGGUGUUUAAGAUAUAUUUCGAUUCAACACACUAGAACAAGAUGGAAGGUUAAUGUUACAAAACAACGUAUGUGCUAUUCAUGUUAACAUGAUAUAUUUUACAUCUUGAUUUUUUAUAUAGUGCGUUAAAGCAAUAUAGAGCUCCACUUUGUUUUACACAUUUUUCCGAAAUUUUUCUUUUUCUGCACGAUUUUGAUGUAUUUCAAAUUUAUUGAAUCAACAAGUGAAUAUAAUUUCUUUUUGAAAGUUCGGUCUUACUCUUGCUUAUAAAUAUUGGAAAUAAAACCAAUUCCUUGAACCUUUUGAUAAAUAUAUUUAUAAGAAUUUGGUUAUGAAUUUUUUCCUUUUUACAUCACAUGCAUUAGCAAAUAUUGCACAAUGUAAACAUAUAUACUUAAUUCUGUAUUUUAAUGUAAGUAUACACAAUAUCCAAUCGCAGAAGGUGAUUUUUCCCCAGCAUGUAAUGCUAUAUUUUUUGGCACUGUAAAUAUUUCUGUUAAUUAUAUAUAUAUCUAUUGCAUAUCUGUGAUACUCUAAUAGAUUAUUUAAUAUAACCGUCGGUAGGUCUUUUCAUAUUUUGCCUGUCAGUAUUUGCACUGUGUGUCACCAUUAUUUCCUCGUUAUCGCGUCAUCAUUGUGCUUUGUGAUGUCAUAUUACAAAUGAUCCGUCCUACAUACUUUACACUGCGAAUGUUAACGAAAAUAAGACCUAUAUUAUAUAUAAUUAUUGUUUGCUCAGUCGCGAAUUUUGUAUGGUUGAACACUUUUAAAAAAUAAACUGGAUGCAGUGAAAAAAA
Mizuhopecten yessoensis (Yesso scallop) is the source of this 3016-nucleotide messenger RNA. Its product is annotated as tektin-3-like. The transcript is spliced from 7 exons. The record is from RefSeq and is a predicted model, not a curated record. Gene Ontology annotation, biological process: cilium assembly; cilium movement involved in cell motility. Bases 102 to 1703 code for a protein of 533 amino acids. Gene Ontology annotation, cellular component: nucleus; microtubule cytoskeleton. Lineage: Eukaryota; Metazoa; Mollusca; Bivalvia; Pectinida; Pectinidae.